Molecule: messenger RNA, 2184 nt
Organism: Melampsora larici-populina 98AG31
Lineage: Eukaryota; Fungi; Basidiomycota; Pucciniomycetes; Pucciniales; Melampsoraceae
Exons: 6
Coding region: 1-2184 (727 amino acids)
Source: RefSeq, a predicted model, not a curated record
AUGUAUAACUCCAGCAACAACUUUGAUUUCAACCGCUCUGCUUGGCCCGCUUCCAGUCCCUCAUGGCCGCCAGGACACAAUCCCAAUCAGACGCGGCUCAAUUCAGGUCCGGCAUAUGGGGCCCUUCAAAGCCAAUCCUUACAAGCACGCACCACUGAUGCUCAGCAAAGUCGGCCUCCGUACAAUUCAUCACUGACUCCAAGUUACUAUUCGACACAACCAGCUGGUUCCUUUCAUACUCAAGCACCUCACCAGUCAUCACAAACACACGUUUCUCAGCUAAGCCCGCUAAGCCCAGGCUACCUUCACCCUCAAGCUCGGUAUGAAUCACCCGGGGACUUUCAAACUCAUACUCAAAUCCACGGCACCUAUGAUCUUGGCCAUUCUACCCAAGAAGAUCGUAGACUUUCACUCAGUUUCUCUAGUUCAGACGCUUCCAGGCCCUCAACAGUGGGCCAUGGAGUCCAGCAAAGUCAAGUCCGAGCCGAUCUUCAGCAGUCUACUCCGUCAUCCCACGCCCAGCGUGGUCGGCUCAGUGGUAACAGCCAUCUUUACAACACCUACAAUACUGAUUUUGCCAAUCCAGAAAGCUGUGAAACUGAUAUACAACCACACCCACGAAAUGAGACCAGCACAAGACUGAACGAAGGUCGACCAGACACUUUAAGUACCUCUCAACUCCGCCCAACCGUGUUGCCUUCAAAACGUGCAAAAAAGAAUGCCCGCAACCGUUCAAAUCUGGAAAAUAAUCAAUUACCAUCAACAGCCGGUCCUACCCUCCCAACACCUACGUUGACACUAGCUGCAGCAAAAGCUGCAGAAACUAGAGCUCUAGUCAACAAUUUUCUUCCAAAGUCUCUCCUUGGGGUUCCUUCAAAAUCAACUCCGGAACUACCUAUCAUGACAUCCGACAAGAUGAUGAGCAAGACUUCAGCCGAACUACGUAUACUCUCAGUGGAACAUUGUAAAGGGUCUACGGUUCCUCCGGCUUUACAAUCAUACUUCAUGUGUUUGUAUGACGAUUUUGACAAAGCAUUGGCCAUUAAUUGUAUCAACAAUCAGGUCUCAGUGGACGCGGUACAAAAACUAUGGGGGCAAAAGGUUGUGCGGAAAGGGCCAAACAGCUGGCAAAAAUUUCAGGCAACUGCGCAAGGGAAAGAAGAGUAUAGAAAUCAAAAAGGAGUUGCCAAUGGUCGAGCCUCAACCUCGCUAUCUGCUUUGUGGAACACAAAAACCCAGGCAGAGAAAGAUGCAUUUAAAUCACAGAAUCAAUCAACAUCAUUGAUCAAUACCACAGCUGAUACGGAUUCAUCCUUACCACCAUCAGGCCUUUCUACAACUACCCGUGCCAAAAAUAUGUCUUUGCUCGGCGCACGCGCAGCUGUCAGUGAUUUCAUGAUAAGGUGGCAACUGGAGGCAAACGACAUGGCAGCAACGUACCGGGGUGACUUUGUCAUCAUUGGGGUAUCUACUUAUUUAGGCGACGAAGCCUACCAGAUUGUUCGAGCCACCCCGCGCGCUUCGAUGUGGAUAGAUAACGACAAGAAAUGCAAUCCACAGACGCACGUCGCCGCACAAUUCCAGUCUUAUGUGACUGGCACUGCGGCUGGGUUACUCAACUCAAACAAAGGCAAAGUGGAUAAACGAACAGAGUGUCGGGAAGCCUUGUCCAAUCUGAUCAGUACACGUACAAAGGGGGCUGCCAAGAAGUGGUGGUGGAAAGACUGCGAAGCAAAACUAUUGAAUCUAGGCUACUUUGUAAACUUGGCCUCAAAUUCGAAGUCUCAAGCAAGCGACUUGAUGCAAGAGAGUAAUCAACUUACCCCUGCACAAGCUCGUGAUAUUUUAUCGGAUAUUGCAGAUAACAACAUUCAAAUCCUGCAAAUCGAAGCAUUCUCUGCUCAGAAUCCUAAACGCAAACGUGUCAAUCCCGCCGAUGACUCACUUCCUGCCAAUAAUGAUAACACCCCUCCCACUCCUAACACAAACACGCCUCCUGGUGAUAUCACAGCCGGCAACAUCGCUUCCGUUAACAGCACCGAUCCCUCUGAUAACACAGGUACCGCUGAUCGCCUUGACAACACAUCUCUCAAUGCUGAUGUUAAUAACAUACCACCCAUCAGCAACAUAUCUGGAGAAAAGGAUGAUACUAGCAUGAAUGUUCCUUUGACAGGUCUCACUUAG